This is a messenger RNA of Zalophus californianus (California sea lion), 1092 nucleotides long. RefSeq names its product putative olfactory receptor 10J6. Gene Ontology annotation, molecular function: olfactory receptor activity. Gene Ontology annotation, cellular component: membrane. The record is from RefSeq and is a predicted model, not a curated record. Gene Ontology annotation, biological process: G protein-coupled receptor signaling pathway. Lineage: Eukaryota; Metazoa; Chordata; Mammalia; Carnivora; Otariidae.
AUGCAGAGAAAGAGCCUCACAGAGGUGAGGGAGUUUGUUUUCCUGGGCUUCCCCAGGUUUCGUGACUAUCAGAUUGCCCUGUUUGUGGUUCUUCUCGCCCUGUACACAUUAACCCUGGCGGGCAAUGCUAUCAUCACGAACAUCAUCUGCAUUGACCCUCACCUGCACACACCCAUGUGCUUCUUCCUGAGCAUGCUGGCUAGUUCAGAGACCGCGUACACGCUCGUCACCAUUCCACGGAUGCUGUCUGGUCUCCUGGCCCAGAAUCAGCCCAUCUCCACAGCAGGCUCAACCGCCCAAAUGUUCUUUGUUGCCUUAGCCAGCAGCAACUGCUUUCUGCUCACCGCAAUGGGCUAUGACUGCUACGUGUACACAGUCCUCAUGAGCAAGAGGGUGUGUGUCCAGCUGAUGUGUGGCACCUCUGGCAUUGGCCUGGCCGUGGCAGUCGUCCAGGUGACAUCCAUAUUUACCUUACCCUUCUGUCACAGAGUGGUUGGACAUUUCUUCCAUGACAUCCUCCCCAUCCUAAAACUCUCCUGUAUUGACACCGCUAUCAAUGAGAUCAUCAACUUUGUUGUCCGUUCAUGUGUGAUCCCAGUCUUCAUCUCCUACGUCCUCAUCGUCUCCACCAUCCUCAAGAUCAGCUCUGCCCAGGGCCGGAAGAAGGCCUUCACCACCUGCGCCUCCCGCCUCACGGUGGUCACCGUCCACUAUGGCUUUGCCCCCAUUGCCUACCUCAAGCCCAAGUCCGAGGAUUCUGCAGAACAAGACCACCUUCUCUCAGUGAGUAUGUACACCAUCAACCCUCCCUUGCUGAACCCUGUUGUCUACAGUCUGAGGAACGAGGAGGUCAAGGAUGCCCCACGCAGAGCUGUGGGGAAAAAACAUUUAAUACACUGGCCCCGUCUGUACGAGACGUCUAUCCCUGAGCAACAUGUGUCUUCACUGCCUCCAACCUUACCAGCGUGUCCUGAGCAGUCCCUUCUGCGAUGGGAUGUGCCCAUCUUGCUUCAGCACCCCUACCAUCAAGUCUUAAUCUUUGUUUCCAUAUAUUCCAAAGUGUUGUGCAGGCAUUUUCAUCUGGGUAUCUGA